AUGAUGCCUGCGAAACGAGGAAAGAAGGCUGCUGGUGCGGCAUCUCAAGAAGACAACAUACAAACUGUCUUCCAGAAGUUCUCCGCACACCUAGACAAGGUCAAGGAUGCGCCAGUACUAAUUGGUGUUCCAUCUGCACUGCUUAAAGCCAUAAAUGGGAUCAUCACUGCAUGCCGCCAGAAACACACAUUGAUAAACCAGCCAGAGGUUGAUGAGUUCGUGAGGAAACUCGAUGAUGAAGACGAUGUCAACCUCUGCAGCCGUUUGAAGCCCGAAGCAUUUUCCGUCAUCCUCAAAAUUAUCCUACAGAUGGAGGCAUGCAAGGAAGCUGAGCGCGGUCUCCAUUUACUGGCAGCUUCACUGUUCCAUGAUGCACAAAACACGGAAAACAAGGACGAGCUGGACAAGAAGAAGGACAUCAUUGGAUCGCAGUGUCUUAUACAGCUGCUGAAUUACUUCAUUGAUUCCGAAAAUUACUUUGGCAUGCGACGAUGGGUAAGCUUUUGA
Molecule: messenger RNA, 507 nt
Organism: Cadophora gregata
Lineage: Eukaryota; Fungi; Ascomycota; Leotiomycetes; Helotiales; Ploettnerulaceae
Exons: 3
Coding region: 1-507 (168 amino acids)
Source: RefSeq, a predicted model, not a curated record